This is a messenger RNA of Dovyalis caffra, 939 nucleotides long. The record is from the annotation of a GenBank genome assembly. NCBI's taxonomy places the organism in Eukaryota, Viridiplantae, Streptophyta, Magnoliopsida, Malpighiales, Salicaceae.
AUGUUGGACCGGGAAGAAGAGAGUAUGCUGAAGAUGGUAGUUGAAGAGGCAAUAAUGAAGACAAAGAAGAUUAUGGAAGGAAAUCAAGAAAUGAAGUUUACGGCUGAAGAAUACCAGAGAUUUCAUCAUAACGCACCAUGGCUUCUUGAAAGAUUUGAGAAGAGCUUGGAAGAGAGCAUCACUUCAGUGGUGAGCUUCUUUACUGGAAGAGUUGUUGUUUUAGUCGUGGUACUGCCAUCUUUAGUGGACAAACACGAUGCGCUUUUGUUGAGAGAACUCAUCUUGAUGUGGUCCAAUUACAAGUUGAUGACGAAGUGGCUCUGCAGAUUUUUUGAAUCCAUUGACCGCUACUUUGUGCCCAGCAUCCGUUAUUGUUCACUCAAUGACAUCUCAAUUAAUUGUUUCCAUGACCUGGUUUUCAAGGAGUUAUAUGUCAAAUUCCAGGAUGUUGCAGUAUCAUCGAUCAAUCAAGAACGCAUGGGAUUGCACAUUGACUGCAGCUUGCUGAAAAAUGUUUUUCUUGUCUUUAUGGAAAUGCAUGAACAUAUAGGAAUUAAUAAGUAUUAUGAAGAUUUCGAGAGGGUUAUGCUAGAAGAAACCGCUAACUACUACUGUCAAAUGGCUCGGCAGUGGCUUUCACAUAAUUCACCAGAGGAUUAUGUUCCAAAGGUUUACUGGUGCUUGAAACAAGAGGCAGAAAGAGCUGAUCGAUACUUGCCCUCUGGCACACAACCCAAGCUACUAAAGGUUGUCAAACAGCAAUUGGUUUAUGACAUAUUGGACAAAUUGGUGGAAAAGCAAAAAGCUGAGAACUGCAGCGUUGUUAAAGAUUGUUAUCAGGACAUGUUGUCAAAGUGUGAGAACAUGACUCUUCAGGAGGGAAGUUCAGCAGAAGAAUUGUUAUCUACUUUAUUGGGGAGCACAAAUCUUUUAUCUUGA